Molecule: messenger RNA, 1126 nt
Organism: Onthophagus taurus
Lineage: Eukaryota; Metazoa; Arthropoda; Insecta; Coleoptera; Scarabaeidae
Source: RefSeq, a predicted model, not a curated record
GAAUCAUUAACAAACCGAUAUAAUGUCAGUAAUUGGAAAGCCAAUUUUAUAUUCGUAUUGGAGAAGUUCUUGUAGUUGGAGAGUAAGAAUUGCUUUAAAUUUAAAAGAAAUCCCAUACGAGAUUAAACCUGUCUCAUUAAUAAAAUCGGGUGGAGAACAACAUUCAAAUGAAUAUCGUGAGGUAAAUCCAAUGGAACAAGUCCCAGCUUUACACAUUGAUGGGCACACUUUGGUUGAAUCCUUAAACAUCCUUCAUUACUUGGAAGAAUCCCGCCCUCAACGACCAUUAAUGCCACACGACGUCAUAAAAAGAUCAAAGGUACGUGAAAUAUGCGAAGUAAUAGCUUCUGGAAUCCAACCCCUCCAAAACUUGAUAGUUUUGAUACACGUGGGGGAAGAAAAGAAGAACGAAUGGGCCCAACAUUGGAUCACCAGGGGAUUUAGGGCGGUGGAAAAAUUGCUUUCGAGUAGUGCGGGGAAGUAUUGUGUUGGAGAUGAUGUUACUUUAGCCGAUUGCUGUUUGAUUCCGCAAGUUUUUAAUGCGAGGAGGUUUCAUGUGGAUUUGAGACCGUUUCCUAUUAUUCUUAGGAUCGAUAGAGAAUUGGAAAAUCAUCCGGCGUUCCGAGCUGCUCAUCCAAGCAGCCAACCUGAUUGUCCUCCAGAAGCAACGAAGUAAUUUUUUUUUUAAGAAUACUGGUAACUCUUUUGUAAUAUAGUUUUAUGUUAAUUAUCAAAUACAGGUGGUUACAUUUAGAGCGAAAAACUUAAUAUUUCAAAUUUAUUAAAAAUCUUAUUACUUUUUAUAAAAUGGUAAAUAAAAUUGUGUUUAUUUAAAUAAUUGGAAAUAAAAUUUUAUGAUACUAAAUUAAAACCUAUGACAUAUAUUAUCUGGGUUUAUGAAUAUCAUAAUAAGUUAUGGAUAUUAUAUUUAAGUUUGAACUAAAAGUAUUUAGAAGUUUUAACUCUAAUAUUUUUCUUUGUAUUUUUUUGGUAAUUAGAUUGAAAAUGUGGAAAGGAAAAUGUUAUGUGGCCAUAACAUGAUUUUACUAAUUUUCUUUUUUAAAAUUUUGGCACAGGAGGAUAAUAUUGAGAACAGAUUGUGAACAUAUUAAAAGUUGUACCUUUA